AUGGUUGAAAUAGACCCUCAUUUUUCUGAUUUUUCCUUGUUUUUUUCAUUGAACAUUGGAACUCAUACUUGUUUAAGCAACCGCGGUUCGCGUGCACAUUUGGUUGCUUGUAACGCGAACACCAUGCCGCUCGCUCGUGACUUGUUACAUCCGUCUUUUCGAGAAGAGAAGCGAAAGUGCAAAUUAAAACGUUUGGUCCCCUCACCAAAUUCCUUUUUCAUGGAUGUUAAGUGUUCAGGCUGUUUGAAAAUCCAGAUCGUUUUCAGUCACGCACAGACAGCUGUAGUUUGUCCUGGAUGUGACCGAAUUCUAUGUCAGCCCACUGGUGGAAGAGCACGGCUAGCUGAUGGAUGCAGUUAUCGCAAGAAGGCGAAAUGAGUUUCUUGUAAAUUACGAUUGUUAUAAUAAACACAUGGAAACAAUUUA
Schistosoma haematobium is the source of this 426-nucleotide messenger RNA. RefSeq names its product 40S ribosomal protein S27-like (gene RPS27L). The record is from RefSeq and is a predicted model, not a curated record. Gene Ontology annotation, biological process: ribosomal small subunit assembly; translation. Lineage: Eukaryota; Metazoa; Platyhelminthes; Trematoda; Strigeidida; Schistosomatidae. Gene Ontology annotation, cellular component: cytosolic small ribosomal subunit; ribosome. Gene Ontology annotation, molecular function: structural constituent of ribosome; RNA binding. The transcript has 4 exons. The coding region runs from base 1 to 378 and encodes 125 amino acids.